AGGUCUUUGUUGUUUUGCUCAGUUCAUUGGUUCACGGUAGGCUGACGGUUCUUCUGUUGGUCGGAGGGCGGGGCCUGUUUUCUGCGCUUUGUCGCGAGGGCGUGUUGUUUGAAACGCGGGAAUUGGCGGUAUUGAUGUUAAGUUGUGAUGACUUUCGAUCGUCUGUUUUUUUUUAACGAUUUAAAUAAACGUUUAAAUAAACGAUUUUAAUGUUUCUGAUCGCCGUUGUGCUACCAAAGGUACUCUCGCCACACAUCUGUUGUUUUAAAUAGAUUUAGAGUGGAAGUUUCCCCGGAAAAGGGGGAGUUUGACAUGGAGUCCUUUCAGAAAGUGGAAAAGAUUGGAGAAGGGACAUACGGGGUGGUUUAUAAAGCCAAGAACAAACUCACCGGAGAGACUGUCGCGCUGAAGAAAAUUCGUUUAGACACGGAAACUGAAGGUGUUCCCAGCACUGCCAUACGUGAGAUCUCUCUGCUAAAAGAGCUCAAUCACCCAAACAUAGUCAAGUUGCGUGAUGUGAUACACACAGAAAAUAAGCUUUACUUGGUGUUUGAAUUUCUUCACCAAGACCUGAAGAGGUUUAUGGACUCAUCCUCUGUUUCUGGCAUAUCCUUGCCACUCGUGAAGAGUUACCUGUUCCAGUUGCUCCAGGGAUUGGCCUUCUGUCACUCCCAUCGGGUUCUUCACAGGGAUCUCAAACCCCAGAAUCUCCUGAUCAACGCUCAGGGCGAGAUCAAAUUGGCUGACUUUGGUUUGGCCAGAGCGUUUGGUGUACCUGUACGGACUUAUACACAUGAGGUGGUAACUUUGUGGUACAGAGCUCCAGAGAUUCUCCUGGGAUGUAAAUAUUAUUCUACAGCUGUUGACAUCUGGAGUUUGGGCUGCAUCUUUGCUGAAAUGAUUACUCGGAGGGCAUUGUUUCCUGGAGACUCUGAAAUAGACCAGCUCUUCCGAAUAUUUCGAACACUCGGCACUCCAGAUGAAUCUAUAUGGCCUGGAGUAACUUCAAUGCCAGACUACAAACCCUCCUUUCCCAAGUGGGCACGACAGGACCUGUCUAAAGUGGUGCCCCCUCUUGAUGAAGAUGGCCGAGACCUCCUUGGGCAAAUGAUGAUCUAUGAUCCUAACAAGAGGAUCUCAGCAAAGAAUGCCCUUGUUCAUCGGUUCUUCCGUGACGUCACCAUGCCAGUGCCUCCCUUACGUCCUAUAAGGGCAACCGUACUUCAGCACCAGUGGACUGAGUGUUGGGUCCACUUUUUCAGAGAACUAUUUCCCAGCUGUUUGUAAAUUCAGUUUUAUAAUCUAUGAUCAGUUGUACCUUUUCUCAAGUCUUUCUGGUUUAUUUUAAUCUGAAGUUUAUCCACUGCAACCUUUGCAUUUCACUGGAAAACGUUUGUUACCUGGAAGAUGUAGAUUUUGCAUAGACGAGAUGUGGUGUUUCCUCAUCCUUGUAGUUUGGAGAUGACAUUCCAGUGUCAGUGGCCAAUAUAACAUGUGAAAUUGUGUUAUUCAUGAAUGCAAUAAGUACAUAUAAGAGAAUGCUCUGUACCAGCCAUUAGACAAAAUCAAACUGUUUAGACUGCCAGUAUCUUUUUUUUUUUUUUUUUUUUUUAAAGAUUAUAUUAUUCUAUUAUUUUAAACUGAUUUCUUUUGAUAGUUUCAUAAAAAAUAUCUUUCUGCAACUUCAAUUAAACUCGUGUUACAUCUUAUUUAUGUUGUGUUACAUAUUUUUUCCACAUUCCGUUCCCUGAACUAACUUUUUCAACAGGCAAAUUAUAAAGGUGAAUUAUAAAGUUGUCUGGUCAUAGUAUUACAAUUUUAAGAGUUCUUUAUCGAAGCACCAUUUAAACAGCAAUAAACAUAAUGGAAUAAAACCACAAAAAA
This is a messenger RNA of Megalobrama amblycephala (Wuchang bream), 1884 nucleotides long. It is a transcript of the gene cdk2, whose product is annotated as cyclin-dependent kinase 2. Bases 313 to 1287 code for a protein of 324 amino acids. Gene Ontology annotation, biological process: G1/S transition of mitotic cell cycle; regulation of G2/M transition of mitotic cell cycle; regulation of gene expression. Gene Ontology annotation, cellular component: cytoplasm; cyclin-dependent protein kinase holoenzyme complex; nucleus. The record is from RefSeq and is a predicted model, not a curated record. The transcript has 7 exons. NCBI's taxonomy places the organism in Eukaryota, Metazoa, Chordata, Actinopteri, Cypriniformes, Xenocyprididae. Gene Ontology annotation, molecular function: cyclin binding; ATP binding; cyclin-dependent protein serine/threonine kinase activity.